AUGGCCGCGAAAAAAUCGCAAAAAAUCGAGGCCCAAGUGGUCGAGGCUAUACGGAGGCUGCAGGCUGUUCAAGGAUCGACUACCAGGGAGAUUAGCAAUUAUAUUUCUCAAGAAUACGACAUCCCGAGCGCCGAGAUCAGACGACAGGUUCAGAUCGCCCUGAAACGCGGUGUUGCGUACGGAAUCCUUCAGAAAUUGAAAGGGGGAUGUUACACGUACAACCUGGACUUCCUCGACAGACACCAGGCGCACAGCGCGGCAGAAACUGGCGUGGAUAUGCGGUCACGCAAACGGAGACGAAGUCGUAGACGGCGAGGCCGUUCCAGGAGGCGUAGAUCAGGCAGAAGGAGAAAACGACGCGGCUCUAGGCGUAGAUCCAGGCGUAGAAGACGAUCUCGUCGUAGGCGUAGCAGACGAAGGAGGAGGCCAGACGUGCCUCGGGACAUCGACACCCUGGACGUGAACACGUUGCCCAAACAACCGAGGAGAAGCCACAGCCUCUUAAGAAAAGAGUCCCCGCAAAGCCAGGCGUCCAGCGUGUCGGACGCGUUGGACGAGAAACAAGAAGACUGAUCCUCCUCGAAAGCCUGCCGAACAAUCGAUCGAUC
Molecule: messenger RNA, 608 nt
Organism: Dufourea novaeangliae
Lineage: Eukaryota; Metazoa; Arthropoda; Insecta; Hymenoptera; Halictidae
Product: cactin-like
Exons: 2
Coding region: 1-573 (190 amino acids)
Biological process (GO): nucleosome assembly
Cellular component (GO): nucleosome
Molecular function (GO): DNA binding
Source: RefSeq, a predicted model, not a curated record